Molecule: messenger RNA, 877 nt
Organism: Notodromas monacha
Lineage: Eukaryota; Metazoa; Arthropoda; Ostracoda; Podocopida; Cyprididae
Source: the annotation of a GenBank genome assembly
AGACACUACAUUUUUUCCAGAGGUAUUUUUAAAAGAUGUUUUUAAUCGGUUGGAUUCUGUCAAAGUGUCGCAGAUUCAAUCCACUUUUUGCACUUCUAUUAAUGUGCAUAGUUUACAUGACUUACCAGCAUGCUCCGGAAUCUCGAAAAUCCGUGGAACAGGUUUCGGACCCAAUUUCAAAGGAAUUGCAAUUACUGAUUGAUGAACAAUUCCUUAACAUUGGACCAUUGCAGCUGGAAGGUCACCAAUUUGACCUUUCUGCAGCGGGUCAAUCCAAACUCGUGGCGAAGGUUUUUAAAAACAAGACUGGUGGAACAUAUGUUGAAGCAGGUGCUCACAAUGGACUGAGUGAGUCUAAUACUGUGUACUUGGAAAUGGCCUUGGGCUGGACUGGUCUACUUGUGGAGCCCAAUCCAGAGUACUUCCAAAACCUCACCAGAUUGAGGAGAAGAACCAGAGUCUUGAAUGCCUGCAUCAGUCCUUCCAACAAAAAGAACACUCUGGACAUUGAGAGGAAGAACAUGGGUCAGUUUUUGAGCUUGCGUGACACCAAUUUCCAAGCCACUUGUUACCCAUUGUUCAACAUUCUGGAAGCUGCAGGUUUACUGAAAUUGGACGUUCUUUUUUUGGAUGUUGAUGGUGUGGAAAAGAGCAUUUUGGAUGGAUUUCCCUGGCAUCUAGCAGACAUUUCUAUGUUGUUCACUGAAUGCAACCCACCAGGACCUCUGGAAUGCGAACACUUGACUGACCCAUUGGUACAAACCAUGGCCAAAUACGGGUACAAGAAUAUCAGUCAAAUUGGCAACGACGUCGUCUUUCUGAAAAAUGGAAUAGAAUUUUAAGAAUAAAAUUACUUUUCAUGUUUGCCGUGCUUGAC